GUGCGUGUUUAUUCAGCGGGCGUCCUUGUUAACGUACAGACGCGAAAAUGAGCGACAAACAACGGUACAGGUCGUACCCGAAAGUGGAUUUCGAGAAGCACCAAUUCGACGAUCCGCUAACGAUCACUUACAAGUUAUUCGUUAAAGAAAAUGGCGACCAACCGGUUCGGUUGGUCGCCAUUUUCUUUACCACCAUUUUCUUUCACGGGUGGACCUCAAGUGAAAAAUCCCCAUGGUACGACUUAAUAAAACAGGCCUAUUUCCAAAAAGCCGAUCACAAUAUAAUCUUCGUGGACUGGUCCACCUAUGGUAACAUGUCUUACCACGUGUCCUCCGCCAAUGUGAAACCGGUAGGGGACGCCAUUGCGAAUUUUUUAAUACAAACUCGCUUACGCCCCGAUAAAAUUCACUUGAUCGGUUAUUCCCUGGGGUCCCAGUUGGCCGGUUUCGUCGGUAAGGCAUAUGAGAACCUGGGGGGUAAGAAAGUGGGUCGGAUCACCGCCUUGGACCCGGCCGGACCCAUGUGGGGCAAACACGAGCUGGAAGAACGUUUGUGCCAAACAGAUGCGGAAUUUGUCGAUGUGGUGCACACGGACAUACAGAUGUUCGGAUACACGAAUCCGUGCGGACACGUGGAUUUUUAUCCUAACGGGGGCACCGAUCAGCCUGGAUGCGAGGGCACGAGUCCCGAAGAAAAUUGCAACCAUCGACGUGCCCCAGCCUUGUUUAUCGAGUCGAUUAAUAGUCAAAUUGUGGCUACGGAAAUCGACAUUUAUGAAGACGAGCAGCUGAAUGUCGUGAUAAACCGUAGGGAGAACCCUAAAAGGGUCGUGUUUGGUGAGGGUUGCGACCCCGAGGCCCGAGGGGUCUUUUAUUUCGAAACUAGGGCCCACCGGCCCUAUUUGAAUCCCAGUUGGCAAGAAAAUAAAUGAGCACUUUUUAUAUAUUA
Messenger RNA from Anthonomus grandis grandis, 949 nucleotides. RefSeq names its product lipase member H-A-like. The record is from RefSeq and is a predicted model, not a curated record. Bases 48 to 932 code for a protein of 294 amino acids. Lineage: Eukaryota; Metazoa; Arthropoda; Insecta; Coleoptera; Curculionidae. The transcript is spliced from 5 exons. Gene Ontology annotation, molecular function: lipase activity.